AUGGAGAAGCCAGAUAUCGUGGAGUCUCCGCGCAAGCGACAGAAGACCGAAGAUGUAGGCUCAAUUGAAGUCGCUCUCGCCGUUGAUAGCGCAAAUGAGACCCCCAGCACCGCAGUCUCAGAUGCGCAGGCUCUGAAGGAAGUCGAGGUCGGAAUCACGGAGUUUGUGAGUAACGACACCGAGGGAUUCUCGGGUAUCCUGAAAAAAAGGUACACAGAUUUCAUGGUCAAUGAGAUCAUGACAAACGGCGAAGUUGUCCACCUCCGAAGCAUUGAUACAGCCAGUGAGCUCGACAAGCUCGCACCUGCGCAGAAAACCCCCGAGGCGGAAACCCAAGCUACAGAGCAAAAUGAUGGUACCCCGGCCAAGGAUGCGGAAAAACCAGCGGAGUUCAAGGUCUCAGAAGAGGACCACACUCUUCUGGAGGAAUACUUUGGCGCUCAAAGUGCUGCCGAGAUAAUUGCACUUCACAAAGUAGCUAUGGCUAAGCCGAAGGGUCGGCCCAGUGAGUUUGGAAAAGUCGCAUUUGCUGUGUCUGAUCGCGACCUUCGCACCAAGAUCCACCAGGCCAUCCGUCGCAUUUUCAACUCUCAGCUAGAGUCUAGUACCGACGCAGAAGGAAAUAUGUCAAUCACCGCCGCGAACAAUCGAUUCAAGCGAGGCGCGGCCGGGGGACGAGCCAACGCUCGGUUCCAGGGACACAGAACAAACUGGGAAGAACUCGGCGGGCCAUACCUGCAUUUCACCAUCUACAAGGAAAACAAGGACACAAUGGAAGUCAUUGGCUUUAUCGCCCGCUCGUUGAAGAUGAACCCCAAGUCUUUACAAUUUGCUGGGACCAAGGAUAGGCGGGGUGUGACCGUGCAGCGUGCCUGUGCUGUGCGCGUUAAAGUCGACCGGCUUGCACAUGUGAACUCGGAACUUCGCAAUGCUUUCCUUGGAGACUUUGAGUACCGCAAGCAGGGACUAGAGCUUGGAGAUUUGCAGGGCAAUGAGUUCGUGGUUACUCUGCGCAACGUUGAAAUUCCCGGCGUGAGCCUGAGUGAUCCCGAGGCUGCGAUUGCCAAGGCAUCUGACAUCGUCGGUAAAUCUUUGAAGAACCUUUACCAACGAGGAUACUUCAACUACUACGGCCUCCAGCGAUUUGGAACCUUUGCAACCCGAACGGACACAGUCGGCGUCAAGAUGUUGCAAGGAGAUUACAAGGGCGCGUGCGAUGCUAUUUUGCAUUAUGCUCCUGAAUCUCUUCAGGCGGCAAUGGAGGGGAAAAUGUCUACUGCUAAUAUCAGCACUGAUGACAAGGAUCGUGCCAUGGCCAUCAAUAUAUUCCAGACCGGCGGUAACGUCAACGACGCUCUGCAAAAGAUCCCGCGCAAAUUCUCCGCUGAAAACAAUUUGAUCCGCCACCUCGGUCGGAAUAGAAAGGAUUAUUUGGGUGCAUUGCAGUGUAUUCCCCGGAACCUGCGAUUGAUGUACGUGCACGCAUACCAGUCACUCGUCUGGAACUUUGCUGUCAGUGAGCGCUGGCGACUCUACGGCGACCGGGUGGUGGAAGGCGAUCUUGUCAUUAUCCAAGAGCACCGCGACAAAGAAUCUGACUCUGCUGUCGAGGCUGCUGAGACUGUUGAUGCUGACGGUGAAAUUAUUGUGGUUCCCCAGGGUGAGGACAGUGCCGUUGCGGCCGAGGACAUGUUCAUGCGGGCACGUGCCCUGACGGCCGAAGAGGCAGCCAGUGGCAAAUAUACCAUCUUUGACUUGGUGCUUCCCCAGCCUGGAUACGACAUUAUCUAUCCCGAGAACGAAAUGAAGGAAUUCUAUCGUCGCUUCAUGCAAAGCGAACGAGGUGGUGGCAUUGACCCGUCCAACAUGCGUCGCAAGUGGAAAGACAUUAGCCUUAGCGGCGGCUACCGCAAGAUUUUCAGCCGCAUGGUGGGAGAUAACUACUCUUUCGACGUGAAGCUUUAUUCCAAAGACGAUGAGCAGUUCGUUAAGACAGAUAUGCAGAAGUUGAAACCUGAGGAUGAGAAUGCCAAUACCACCAUGACCGACGAGACCACAGCUGAUAAGCUGGCCGUUGUUCUGAAGUUCCAGCUGGGAUCAAGCCAGUAUGCCACCAUGGCUCUCCGGGAACUGACGCACGGAAAGGCCACUGCCCACAAGGUCGAAUUCGGUGGUGCACGAUAA
Molecule: messenger RNA, 2184 nt
Organism: Penicillium coprophilum
Lineage: Eukaryota; Fungi; Ascomycota; Eurotiomycetes; Eurotiales; Aspergillaceae
Product: pseudouridine synthase PUS7
Exons: 2
Coding region: 1-2184 (727 amino acids)
Biological process (GO): pseudouridine synthesis
Cellular component (GO): nucleus
Molecular function (GO): pseudouridine synthase activity; RNA binding
Source: RefSeq, a predicted model, not a curated record